Molecule: messenger RNA, 935 nt
Organism: Stomoxys calcitrans (stable fly)
Lineage: Eukaryota; Metazoa; Arthropoda; Insecta; Diptera; Muscidae
Exons: 4
Coding region: 233-931 (232 amino acids)
Source: RefSeq, a predicted model, not a curated record
UUGAAGGGAAUUUUCCUUGACUUUGGUUUUUUUUUUCGGUUUUUUCUCUUAAUUUUAGUGUUUAUUAAAUUCUUUUGUUUCUCGCUGAUUUCCAACAUCGAUUUCAUAAUUUGGCGUUUUUUGGCGAAUAUUUUUUUUAGUAUCACUUGUGUGUUGUAGUCAAAAAGACAAAAUAAAUUUUUCCCGUUAAUGGGCGGGGUUUAAGUGAAUUUUUUCGAUUAGAACGCUAAAAAUGGAUCCCACUUUGCCAACUGCACAUCAAAGCGAUGCACUGGAUAUAAUUGGCAGCAUCAUUGGCUGUAUGCAAAUCAUCAUAUUCACCAUACUAUUGAUGUGCUCUGGUCAUUUUGCCUUCAAUUCACCCUCGUGUCCCUUCGACAGCUCGAUGCACGAUUGCCUUGGAGUAUUUUGUCUAAUGUUGGUCAUGUUCGUAUUAUCGUUCAUCUUGGCCGUGGCCAUAGCAAUGCGCCAUGCUUGCUGUAUGCUACCCUGGCUGAUAAUAUCCGUGAUAGUGACUAUAGGCGGCAUCAUUUACCUUUCAAUAUUUCCACAUCUGUUGCUGGCGGUUUUCGGAUGUUUGAUACUGUGUCCUUUAAUAUUGACCUGGUAUCCCCUGUACAAACUCUACAACAGAUAUCGCCAGCCACUUAGACAUCAACCAGAGCAACGCCUUUCCUAUGGCUUGGAUGAGCUGUAUACCCUGAAUAGGGCCAACAAAGUACUAUACGCAUGCCAAUAUCCUGCUCCUAGUUCGUUGUAUUCUGCUGAAAUAAUGCCUUCCCGCCGUACAUCUCAGUAUACGGAUGUCGGUAGUCAAUAUGAUGCGAGAAGCAUGAGCGCUGAUUCAAAUAACCAUUAUGUUUUGAAUAGUCCCGCUCCCGGUUGGAGAAUUGGUUUAUAUCCAAAAAUGUCGAAUAAAGUUUAUAUUUAGUGCU